Messenger RNA from Aureobasidium musti, 1032 nucleotides. The record is from the annotation of a GenBank genome assembly. Lineage: Eukaryota; Fungi; Ascomycota; Dothideomycetes; Dothideales; Saccotheciaceae.
AUGGUCAACAUUACGGAAAAGAUCAAGGAGAUUGAGGCCGAAAUGGCCAGGACGCAGAAGAACAAAGCAACAGAAUAUCAUUUGGGUCUUCUCAAAGGAGCGCAACUGCUAGAGCCUGGCCCGGGUGCAGGCGGUCCUGGCGGAGAAGGAUUCGAUGUCAGUAAAAGUGGUGAUGCUCGUAUCGCGCUCGUCGGUUUCCCUUCAGUUGGUAAAUCGACAUUCAUGGGAAAGAUCACAAAGACCAAGUCCGAAGUCGCAGCAUAUGCUUUCACCACACUUACCGCCAUUCCUGGUGUGCUCGAGUACGGAGGUGCCGAAGUUCAGAUUCUCGAUUUGCCAGGUAUCAUCGAAGGUGCUGCAGAAGGCAAAGGUCGUGGAAGACAAGUUAUCAGUGCUGCCAAGGCUGAACUGGAGGCUGUCGGCAUCAGAUUGAACAAGGAGCCCNCCCCCAAGAAAGCCGGUGGCAUGAAGAUCACUUUUCAAACCCCUCCCAAGAACGGUCUCGAUGAGAAGAUGCUGUACAACAUCCUCCGCGACUACAAAAUCCUGAAUUGCGAAGUGCUUGUUCGUGAUGAGAACGUGACUGUCGAUGACUUUAUCGAUGUGAUUAUGAAGGACCACCGUACAUAUAUCAGAUGCCUCUACGUAUACAACAAGGUUGAUGCCAUCGGUCUCGACCACAUGGACAUGCUAGCAAGAGAGCCUAACACUGUCAUCAUGAGCUGCGAGCUCGACCUCGGCGUCAGAGACGUAGUAGAUCGAUGCUGGGAAGAACUUCGCUUGAUUCGUGUCUACACUAAGAGGCAAGGUAUCGACCCAGACUUCAGCGAGGCACUUAUCGUUCGUGGCAAUUCGACAAUCGAAGACGUUUGUGAUGCCAUUCAUCGUAACCUGAAGGAGAGCUUCAAGUAUGCAUUGGUAUGGGGUGCCUCUGCAAAACACAUUCCUCAGAGAGUUGGUCUAGGUCACGUUGUCUCUGAUGAGGAUGUGGUAUCAAUUGUUGGUACAAAGUCUGGUCUUGCAGCAAAGUAG